Molecule: messenger RNA, 846 nt
Organism: Aspergillus pseudoviridinutans
Lineage: Eukaryota; Fungi; Ascomycota; Eurotiomycetes; Eurotiales; Aspergillaceae
Exons: 2
Coding region: 1-846 (281 amino acids)
Molecular function (GO): protein binding
Source: RefSeq, a predicted model, not a curated record
AUGUCAUCAGAGCUGUACAAAAUCUCCCCUGCCAGUCUGAAGUACCUCGAGACCCCAGAACUAUGGAAGAUAAUUGAGUCAGACGGUGAGCUCGCGCCUCAUGCCAAAGACAUUGUGCAGAAACGCUUCAUUGACAACAACAUCUAUACCGUCCCAAGCGCCAAAGCCUUCAAGAAACUAACCGACCACUCAUCGGACCCCAUCGCUGACAUUAUCAGGUACGACCGCGUCAGGACCCUCAAGAGCCUAGUCGACGCCGGCCUCAGCCUACAGCACUACAGCCGCAGCGGCUGGAAGCUCCUCGGCCUGGCUCUGGCCUCCAAAGCCGAACGCAUCUCGCUGUACCUCAUCGACACUUCCUCUUCUGAGGGCCUUUGCGGGCGCAUAGGCGCCACCAACGACUGCGAAGACGGCACCUUCCUCUCUCUCGCCGCGAUCUGGAACGCGUCGAUCUUUCAACAUUUGUGGGACCGCGUUCGACACCUCCCCAGCAAGCAGCGGAGAUUGUCUGACGACGCGGUGUACGCGCUAUGCAAAUUCUGCGACGCCCGUCUGGCGGAGCUUUUGAUGGCUGAUGGGGUUGACUCGCUGCAGUGUGCUACCGAUCUGGAGUUUCUGAAGUGGAUUGCUGUUCGAUCGCCGGGGACUAUCAAUGAGAGGACAGUGGAUGGUACGACACCCCUCAUGAAGGCUGCGGCUUUCAAUCGUUUUCUGGAAGUUGGUGUCUUUCUUCUCUCGCGUGGUGCUGAUCCAGCGCUGGUCAACAAUGCGGGUGAGACUGCAGCUAGUCUGGCACGGCAGCAUGGUAACCAGGCUUUGGUUGAUUUGCUUACGAACGAAGAGUAG